GGAAAAGCUCGAGCUUCUCCACGCGCUUCUCCAGCUCGUACUCUGCCGACGAGGCCACGGGAUCCACUUCUUCAUUACGGCGGUCGUAGUCCUCGUUGGAGAAGGUGUUGAAUACCUGGAGAGCUUCCAUUGCUCCUGAACGAGAUGAGCACUGCAGAAAAAUGGAUGAAUCAAUGGAUAACAUGUCAAAAGGAAAAUAAAAAUGAAUGGAGACCAGAAAGUUUGGGCGCUAUAAUGCUGCCAGAUUCUGGCAACGCAAUUGUCAGCUGAACUUUCAAGCCAGGGCCAAGCUACCCUGUUUGAAACACCACAUGGAAGCAAAAAGAUGUGGAGCCAGUGAGAAGCCCUGCUGCGUGCUCCAGCCAAGCACGGAGGCGGAGGAGGAAGGAAUGCUGCAGGAUGCUUUGUAGAAUCAUGGCUGUCAUACCCACUGGCGACUCGGACACAAACAUCUAGCUUCAUGUGAGACUUACAAGAAGGACGACAACGCACCAUGUCCGCCGCGGCCGUCGCGGUGUGCCUCGCCACGGUUGACAUUGUGUAUGGCAGCAACGCCAGACAAAUGACUUUACGUGAGGAAAAUGUCCAAAAGGAGAGAACCAUGGGCUGGAAGCAGAGAACAGCCUUGUACAGCGAUGUGAUCACCAUCCUGUCGAGGUCGCACGCCGAGCGAAACGUCUACCCUUCUGCCGGCGUGCUCUUCGUCCACGUCCUAGAACGAGAGUACUUCAAAGGGGAGUUUCCUCACUACCCGAAAUCAGAUGACGGCGCCAACGACCCCAUCACUUUCAACACCAACCUGCUGAGUUACCCAGACCGACCCGGCUGGCUGCGCUACAUCCAGAGGACGCCCAAUAGUGACGGAGUGCUCUACGGAUCCCCCACUGCUGAGCAUGUGGGCAAGGCCACCGUCAUAGAGAUUACCGCCUAUAACCGACGCACUUUCGAGACAGCACGGAACAACUUGGAUAACAUCAUGGCCACUGAGGAGUUCCCGCUACCCUACCAGGCCGAGUUUUACAUCAAAAACAUGAACGUCGAGGAGAUGCUGGCCAGCGAGGUGCUGGGAGAUUUCCUGGGAGCUGUGAAGAACGUGUGGCAGCGAAGGCUCAACGCCAUCAACAUCACCUCGGCGUUAGACCGCGGAGGACGUGUGCCACUGCCUAUUAAUAACCUGAAGGAAGGGGUGUACGUGAUGGUGGGCGCCGAUGUUCCCUUCUCAUCGUGCCUACGUGAGGUGGAGAGCCCGCAAAACAACUGCGCCUGCAGUCAGGAGAUGGAGCCCGUCAUCAGCUGCCGACAAAAAGUUCGAGCGCAGUUCAUAUCGACUGGUUGUAAACUCUCUCUGGUUGACGUCAACAAAGUAGUCCCAGUUUACGUCACGCGCCCUGAGCCGGGUCCAGGGGUGCUGCCUGAAUUUGGGGAGUACAACCCCCCUUCGGAGUCUCUGAAGAGCCGGGACUACUUCACGGUACUUCACGUGACGCUGGCUGUUCCUUCGGCGGUGGCGCUCGUGCUCCUCUUGAUGCUGGGCUACACCAUGUGCUGCCGAAGGGAAGGGGUGAAAAAAAGAAACAUGCAAACAUCAGCCAUCCAGCUGGUCCACCACAGCUCCAUUCAGAAGUCCACCAAGGAGAUGCGCAUCAUGUCUAAGAACCGGGAUAUCUCUUGGCCGCUCUCCACGCUGCCUGUCUUCAACCCGGUCAGCGGCGAGGUGGUUCCGCCCAUCCACCCGGACAACUACGAGACUACCAGCAUGCCCCUCAUGCGGACGCAGACAAACCUGCAAAACCAGAUUACCAUACCGCAACAACAGCCAUCAGGAGAUAGUUAUGUCAUGUCUACGUUUCGAAGGUUGGAGGUAAAUGGUAUUCCUGAGGAGAGGAAGGUGGCUGAAGCACUGAAUUUGUGAUCUGACUUGAGGUAGCUAGUCCCCACCCCACCCUCAUAAAGGAAACUUAGCAUCAAUAUACUUUUUAUUACCACAAAGUUCUGCAAAUGUCACUUUUUACUGAUUGAGAGUAUGUGCCAAAUGUAUUUUUACUUCCUUUGCGCACACACACGACGGGCCCUCUUGAAAGAAAUGUGCGUUAUACAUUAAAUGUAAGGUCAAUAAAUUCAUUCCAAGAAAUGCUUUUCUUCUUUGCGGCCCAGUAGAAAAUCAAAAACAUGUCUUUUGAGACAACUAAAGCCAAAACUGUGCAUUUUAUGAAGUUUCAUUGUUAUGUACAGCAGAAUAAAGGCAUUUAUAAAUAUGGAUACAUUUCACAUUUUAAGACAUCACAAAAAUUAUGUGUAACAAAUUUCAUAAGAGUAUAAAUAGUUGUUGCUUUUACACUACCGAAAUGGAACAAUUAAGGCCAGAGAGCCAAAGUACCGCUGUGGUGGGUAAAGAGUAAAGAAAACAUUGCGUUUAAAUCUUAAUUGAGGACUCCGCAAUGACACCGAGGCUCAACAAUAAUGAGAGGUGAACGUGGUGACUGACAUUAUCUCAUUACAAAUACAAAAUGCAACCUCCAAAAUCAUUUGCGGUUAAGCUCGUACAUCACAUGUUCAUACCGUGACAAAAAUAUUUUGAUUUUCUUAAUAGACAUCUGCUUGGGUGCAGAGAAUUAGCGGCACGUGGACUCAGUCAGCAAUGAGCAUCAUUAAAUAAAAGUGCUAAAUCCUG
Messenger RNA from Syngnathus acus (greater pipefish), 2671 nucleotides. It is a transcript of the gene sgce, whose product is annotated as sarcoglycan, epsilon. Gene Ontology annotation, cellular component: membrane; sarcoglycan complex. The record is from RefSeq and is a predicted model, not a curated record. Lineage: Eukaryota; Metazoa; Chordata; Actinopteri; Syngnathiformes; Syngnathidae.